AUGGUACGUUCGGAGCAAGAUGCAGAUGCUUCAUUAGGUGAUCAAAUGGGCGGAGCAGGUGCAGCAGAAGGAGUGGAUGCUGAUGCAAUUGUCAUAUCAUCGGAUGCCGCCGGCCAAACUGAUGAACAGCGUGGAGAAGAUAGUUCAAUAAAGAGAGCUGAAGUACUGAAAGCUGAAGCCGUUGGUCUCACGGUGCAGUGUUAUCAUAGUUUGGCUGCUUGCAUUGUGAAUGGCCAGAAUCGUACAGAAUCUGAUUUUUUGCGUGCCGUUGAUUAUUGUGAUAAGGUUCUAUCGUACGAACCUGGGAAUGGAAAGGUUUUGCUUCUCAAGGUAUCGGCACUCAGAAAAGCAAACAGGCUCGAAAAUGCAGUUGCUUUUCUGCGGAAAUACGAUGACAACAGUUUGGUUUUGAUUAAUUCUUUAAAUGGGAAAUCGUUAUUGAUGAUUUUUUAUCUCUUCCUAUCUAGCUGUUCCAGUUAUUUAUUAGCAUGUUGGAAACAUAUCCUGUACAUGCCUAGUUUUUGCACAAGAAUGGUUUAA
Messenger RNA from Gongylonema pulchrum, 540 nucleotides. The record is from the annotation of a GenBank genome assembly. NCBI's taxonomy places the organism in Eukaryota, Metazoa, Nematoda, Chromadorea, Rhabditida, Gongylonematidae.